Molecule: messenger RNA, 2670 nt
Organism: Bombus pyrosoma
Lineage: Eukaryota; Metazoa; Arthropoda; Insecta; Hymenoptera; Apidae
Exons: 14
Coding region: 206-2548 (780 amino acids)
Source: RefSeq, a predicted model, not a curated record
AAUUAAAAAUCUCUUUGUAAACUUAAGAAUUUCAUUUAAAAAAUCUAGGUGUUUCUACUUAUUAUUAUCUUAUCAAGUAUCAAAUAGACGAUGAGUUUUUUUGAUUUGUACAUGUCAGUGAAUCAUUAUAAGAUUCAAGUAGAUAUGAGCAAAGUGUAAAUGUUAGAUUUUCAAUAAUACAGUAUGUAUUUUUAAUAAUAUAAUUAUGGCAUUUAAUAAAAUUGUAUUAUUGAUGAUAUGGUGCGAAUUACAAUUAAUAUGGACGCAAACAACUAUACCAAAAUCACUCAGAGAAUGUUAUAGAAACAAUGCAAUAUUAAAUCCCCAACUUCCAUUGAACUUGCGUAUAUUAGUAGACAUCAUACAAAAGAUGGAAAAACAAUCUUAUUCAAUAACAGAUAUGAGAAUAAUGUCUUCAUCAAUAUUACACAGAUUUAAGUUCGAUGGUGUUGAAUAUCAACAGAAUAUUCAAGUUACAGAAGAUGUACUACCAUUCAGUGGGACUGGAACACAACGUAUUAAACAUGAAUUGAUAGAAGAAUUAGUUCCAGGAAAUACAAAAGCUUUGCCAGUUCAUAUACUUUCACAAGAAGAGCGAUGUAUGCUUCAUGAAGCUAUUUCAAAUACAAUUUUGGAACCUUACAAUAAAAGCAAACAUAUAUCAUGUAGUCAUAUCAUAGAAAAACUAACAGGUAAUACUAUGUUUAAUGAUACAUGGAAUUGUCCAAGACAACAAGGAGUGGUUCUAACACAAUAUGGUACUAUUACUCCUGGUGCAAUUAUAGGAGCAAUUGCUGCAUCUCUCCAACAUCAAAAUGUUGCUGUAAAUCAAUUAAUCACAAAUUUGGAUAUACCUCCUUCAGAUACAUAUAGUUUACAAUUUAAUGAAGAAGAGGUCGAUUUUGUUCUUCCAAGAAGUCGAGCGAUUCAUAAACCACUUAUGUGGUACAAUACUUUAAAUGUUUCAUCUAUGAAAAUUGAUAAUAUAUGGUUGACAACAAUUGCAGGCGAAUUAGCGGAAAUGGUUGUGUACCAAGGACCUUUACUAGCAAAUAAUAUGACUCUCGGUGCAACAGGAUUCUGGCAAAGUAUGAUGCGUCCGACAAUUUAUUAUCUCACAAGUUUACAUAACAAUUUUGAUGCAACUCGAGCUGAAUUAAUAGGAGGCAUUGAUGGAAUGAUUAUUGCAACUUAUUUACCAACCUGGAUUCAGGACUUUUACAGCCUUCGACUUAGUCAAAUUUUGGAAAUGUAUUACUCAUAUGAAGGUGUCACGUUUAAUGCAAACGUGAAAGCUUGUGAUCGAGCACAAGCCUUUUUAUAUGCAGUGCCAAAGACUAUUUUAAAUGAACAGACUUAUGCCAUAGCUCAGAUGUUAGCUUAUCGUAAAAGCAUUGCGUAUAUUUCUCCUGAAGCAUUGCAACAACUGGUUGAUAUAGCAGUUGAAAAGUUUUAUACUUAUGCAAGGAAUCAUUUGUUCCCUAAGUUACCUUGUCAUCAAAUAAAUCAACCCCAAGUAGAAGCACUGAUUGUAUUUGAUGGUGCAUGGACAAUAGAAUAUACAAUAGACUUUCUUUCAACUCUUAUACAAGAUUUGGAUGUAUCAAUGUAUGGAUCAAAAAUGGGAAUAAUACAUGGUACUUCAGGAGAAUGGUUGUUAAAUGUUACAAACAGUCCAUCAAUCGCGUUUCAAGCAUUAAAUAAUUUUACUAAUACAACAUGGCCUACGAAAUUUAAUUAUACCCGAGUUUUGGAAACGGUAUCUAUUUACUUGAAAAGAACUUGGGAGUACAAUUACAAAAAUCAAAUAGUUGGAAAUUUUGGUCAGGUAGUUAUACUCUUAAUUCCAUUAGCUCACAUGUCCAAUAAUGAGAAAGAAUCAGUAAUAAUAUUAUUGCGUCAACUAAAACACGCUUAUCCAGAAGUUCAUUUUGUAUAUUAUGUAUCCCCAUAUAACGAAAAUUUAUUUGAAUCGUUUACUUUAUGGGAGGAAGAUUAUAUAAUAAAAAAUUCCAAUAUUGACACUAUUACUCAAUACGUAUCGAGAAUUCCACGAACAUUACGACUUGCGACAGUUACAGAUGUAAAUACGAAUAAAAAUGUCAUUUCCCAAUGGGAAGAUUAUAUUAGUCCUUCAAAAUCUAUUACUUACAGAAUACAUUCACACUGGAAACGAAAUAUGAAAAAGAUAGUAGUUACGAUUCAUACUUUUGGCUAUGGUACAAUGAAAGCCUGUGUAUGGGUAGGAUUUGAACCUAAUGAUAAACAAAAUUUACAAUGUGCAGAAUUAUCUGGUUACAAAGAAGUUACAUUAACUGAUCACUUUAAAUGUACUAGUACUUCGUCUUGUCCUAAUUUUUAUCUUCGUACGCAAAACGUAACUUCUUUAUAUAAAUGUGCAGAAAUAGACUGUAAAACACCGGAUCAAGUAAGAUAUAUCAUAAGAACGAAUCAGCAAAAUGUUCAUUAUGAUAAUUCUGCAGAUAAAAAUGCAAUAUUGAUCUCAUUAAAUAUUGUAGCCUUAUUUGUAUUUCAAGUAUUCAUGUGAAAUUUAUUAUAUUUCAAGUUUUUCUAUGGAUACUUAUAAAAUUUUUUACUAUAUGCUAAUAUAGUAAUAUAUAUAGUAAUAUAGUAUAUAUAGUAAUAUAUAUAAUAUGUACUAUAUACUAA